Lytechinus pictus (painted urchin) is the source of this 5491-nucleotide messenger RNA. RefSeq names its product cilia- and flagella-associated protein 69-like. The record is from RefSeq and is a predicted model, not a curated record. Gene Ontology annotation, cellular component: sperm midpiece; non-motile cilium. Gene Ontology annotation, biological process: positive regulation of flagellated sperm motility. The transcript is spliced from 23 exons. The coding region runs from base 808 to 3579 and encodes 923 amino acids. NCBI's taxonomy places the organism in Eukaryota, Metazoa, Echinodermata, Echinoidea, Temnopleuroida, Toxopneustidae.
AGUUCAUCCCAGCAUCCUUUGGGUAUCGUGGCAACUGUAAAUAUGGCGAUGUGUCGCCAAGAAUUUCUGUCGAAAGAUAUUUAUUAAGGAGUGGGGAUAUUUCAAACAUUGGACUGGCGUGUAAUUUUCUAUAUUUUUCUUGUACUCUAUGUGUUGAAUUUCCUAGAAUAUUGACUGCUUAAAGGAGUGUGUGUUUAGAACGGCAGUAUUCGUGGUUUGAAGGUCGGGUAGUCAACGAAAAAUCUGUCUUCGAGGAUCGCGCAGCGCGCAGUGCAGUUUUAGUUCGACCAUCGAGAAGUAACGAUUAUCUGGGCCGACAGCGCCCCGGCAAAUGGAGCGGGAAGUGCGACACUAUCAGAUUCACUGAGCGACGCUUACAGUUACACACGGACCAUCAUCAAACACCAGCAAACUUUUGAUUUGUUUUAUUAUAUAGGAAAAAUUCAUCGUAGAUGCAUGUGAAACAAGAUAUUGACUUAUUCUCUCCUCGAACUUAAAUUUUAGAAUAAAAAGUGAAGUUGACUCUUCAACUCAUGAUCAAAAGUUAUUUCCAUUUCAAUUUUCAGACUUUCGAGUUUCGUCUUUUGACACUCGUACUCGUACUGUAGAUCCAGCUUUGUCUAACUUAGACUAGAUCUACACGUAGGCCCAUAUUCUUUUCCUUGGAAACUGCAGUGCACGUGCAAGGUGUUGAAAUCUAAUAAAAUAAUUGGCAUGAGCCAUGAUGAUGAAAUCAUUUUAAUCGAGUUGAUAAAGCAAUUAAAAAUAGAGUAACUUGGGAACCUUGGCCUCGGUAACGUCGUGAGGAUGACAACAAAAAUGGCAACACAACUUCAACCCAAACCACCUGUGCCAGUUGUCGGGCACAUUAUUACAGAUGAGGAGAUGGGAUUGAAAAAGGGAAUGAAGAUCCAGCAGGUUAACUUUGUAAAGGUCAUCAAGCUUCUUACAGAUCCACAUUCAGUUGCUCUCUAUGAAAGACACAACCAUGCUCUUCAGAGACUCAUUAGACACUACAGUGCUGGAUUUCUUCUCAAAGAUUUAGUGCAAGUAUUUAAAAUCUUGAAUGUGUGUGCUGACCGAAGUCAUGAGCAACCCAUGUACAUCAAGCCUAUGAUUGAGAUGUUAAAGCUAUGUAGCCUUCCUUUCCUUAGGGAAAAAUCUUCAGAUGAAACUACUUACUCACAGAUCGUCAUAGAGUCAUUCUCUCAAUUAGGCUAUUUAAUGAGAGUACCAAACAGAGAAGUGCGUAUCCAGCUUGCCAAUACAUUGGAGGCCAUCUAUACAAAUGACACAAAGGGUCUGCUUGUUCAAGACCACCAGCCUACAACCAGAGCUUACAAUGCAGCCAUGGUAGAAAGAAGUGACAUAGCAGAGACGCUAGUUAAGAGUCUGACGUUACUUGAGAAUGACCUGGAGGUCAAACUGCGGCUGAUGAUCAUCCUGCAGCAUUUCUCCUCCUUCUCUCCUAUCAAUUGUAAUUCCAUGCUGUCAGCUGAUGCUGCAAGUCGUAUAUGCAGCCGAAUGAAUGACCCAGACACCAGUGGAAAGUUAUUAUUCCAUUCCAUUGAGAUUCUGUGGAACCUAAUGGAGAAUGGUGAUAGAGAGGAGAUGGCCCGUCAGCUCAACUCAUUUAUCUGCAUAGAGGCACUAAAAGAUGCUUUUACUCAACAGAUGACAAAUGGCUACAGUCAUUAUGAUAGGCAGUUAAGGAAUGACCUUCUAGUUCUGACAACGCUGGCAGUAGCCAACAAUCCCGAGGCGCCGUUCAUAGAAACUGGUUAUGCCAAAGUUUUGAUCCUCUUUGCCACAUUCCAGGAAGUGAGAAGCCACAAUGCAUUGGUUAAAUACCUUAAAUUAGGAACGAGUCCUGAAGAUUUUGAGCUGAAGAAGAUGUUGAUUAACGUCUUAGUGGUCCUCAGCCAAGAACCUGCCGUUAUUCCGCUCUUAGGGGAAGGUCAUGUGAUCUUAGCCCUCCUAUCAUUCAUCAGGAACAACGAGAACUCCAGCCAGCCGCAGGAGUGGACCCCCGCCCAGUUUGAAGAGAUUCAACUCCAAGCAAUGUCAGCAUUAUGCACCUUAGCGCCGCUCUGUAUACAGGAUUAUAUGACCUGUCAAGGGAAUACAAGGUUACUACUACUGCUAGAAUGGUGUGUGGGUAAAGAUGAUUUUGCUGGUCAUGGGAAUGCGUUCCAUGGUAAAGGUGGACGAGGAAACAAGCGAGCUCAGAUGAGAUAUUGUCUUCAUCUCAUGAGGAGCGUGGUUUCUCUCAACGACAGCGAGGUUAAUCAGGAUCUCGUAGACCAGGGUUCCAUCAACCAAUUACUUGAUAUCCUGUUGAGUGCUACAAGAUCCAGCAUAGAAGAUGAUGCUAUAGAUGUUGAGAUGCAAUGCGAUAUGCUCUUUAUUCUCUCGGUAUUAUGUGAAGGAAAUAUGCAUAGAAAGGAGUUGUAUGGAGAGAAGGGUGUAGAGGUGGUGCUACGGUACCUAAGGACCGAUGCUAAGAAGCUCAACCGAGGCUUGGGACACCAUCGUCUCAUGUUGGCUGCUGUAGAUAAUAUAUGGUGCUGUGUCAUUGGAGCCUACAUCAAUGAGGAUCAGUUCCUAGAAGGCCAGGGAGUCUUUCUACUUCUGGACCUACUAGAGUCCUCAUCCAGGAAUACCCAUAACCUGAGCCUUGGCUGCUUGACGGAUCUCUGUGAGAACCCUAAGACUGUACCUCACCUACUGGCCUGGAAGGGUAAGAAGGAACGGACCAUCGCUAGUCUCCUGGUAGAUAUCUGGAGACAGGAGGAGACCCAUAUGGGUGUCAAGAGGGACGAUAAUGGUAUCCUUACAGACCCAGCUGUACCAUUAAUGGGUAGCUUCCAGGAGGAAGCCGGCAUCAAACCAUUACCAGCAAACCAGCCAAGCCAUGCCAUCACCGACGUCUCAGAGAAUAUGAGAGCCAAGAUCUACGCACUCUUCUGUAAAAUUGGUUAUCAUGAGCCAAAGGGAUUGUCCACAGAGGAGCAGGUCACACUGGUGAUCAUCAAACGGUUUCUGGAUUUCAAAGAGGGUGAGAUCUGGGUUGAGAUCACGUCAGAGCUAGAGCAGGAGAACCUCAGACCAAUCACUCCAGAUCAGGAAUUGCUUGAGAUGUUGAGUAGAUCCAACAAGGAGAUGGCUGAGUCAAUCACUGAAGAACAGAAUGAGCUUCUAGAAUCACAAAGACAACAUGCAUUACUUGAAGAACAGGAGCUUUAUUCAGAGAUCAAAGAGAAUCACAGACAGCGAGAGAAAUCUAUCAAGAAGUGGGGUGACUAUGUGGCAAGAACAUCCAACUAUGCUAUCCUCAAGACUGCUAAAGGAAGACAAGAGAGAUCCAUUGAAGAGUCUAGAGACAAGAACAUUGAUAAUGAGCAUACAUUCCAUGACAUUGAUCUUCCUUCUCUUCAAACAACAACUUUCCAGGGUCGUACGAUCAUGGUUGAUAGCACACCAAGAGAUAUCCUAGAUGGAUCUACACUCAUCACCAGCCACACGGAGGGAGAGAAGAAUCUAACAAUCAACAAACAUGCUUCCAUUGCCGUCUCGUGAAUCACUAUUCUAUAAUACUCGUCACAAACCUUGUGAAACUACUGUAUUGAUUUACUGAUGGGCUUAUUCAACAUCCCCCCACCAAAAAGAAUUACUUUGUUUCAAGUUACAUUUAAAGUAUCUUUUAGACAUACCUUCCCCAAAAACAAAACAAUACAAAUAUACCCAGUCUGUCAGUAAGCCCAAGUUGUAAUUUGUAGAAAAAUUUGCAAUUAUAUCAGUUGUUUCACUAACCAUUUCAUAUAGAUGAUACGCUUUCUGAAACUUGCUGGAAAGUUGAAAAUGGAAAGUUGAUCUACUUGCGAUUUCGAAGUGAAAAAAAUAAGAACUCAGUACCACGUCAUAAUAGAUUUAGGCAAAAGACAACCAAAUGCAUUUUGCAACUUUUAAUAUACUUUCUCCAUGAGCAAAAUCAAAGACUUGCAAGGGAAAAAAAAUAAAUUGUAUUCAUUUGUAUGUUUUGGAAUCUCACAUUGACAAGGUAUUUGAUCACAUUAAAGGCACCUUUGAAUAAUACAUGUCAUGAAUUAUUGUGAUUAUAUGAGAAAGUAUCUUGCAUCUACUACCAAUACUUGAACUUAGUUUACUCAAUACAACUAAUGAAUGGGAAAACAAAACAUGAUCAUGUUAAUACACACAUGUAUUGUGCUCCUUUGGCUUCUCUACUGUUCAGUAAUGAGAUCUUCGAAUAAAAAACUGCUAGCAAACCGUAUGUAGGGCAGAAUUAGGGACGUUGAAUUUGAUUCCUUUGUACAUUCUCCUGUACUAUAUUGUAAAUAUAAUUGUGUGUAUAUACUGUAUAAACUGCUACGAUUUGAAUAGAGAUAUAUAUAUAUUAAAAGUAAUUUAACUAAUAAGCUACAUCUUUCAUCUUUGGAUGCGUCAUGGUGAUGUCUGCAGAGAAGACUACAAACAUGGAUGACAAGCACUGCAGCACCUUGACCCAUACAUACCAACUGUUACUGAAGUACAGUUUAUAUGUACCUGAUUAUUUUGUUUGGCAUCAACAUGUGCCUGGGAGGCAAAAAGCGAACUGAAUCAAUAUGACCCGCAGGUCUCUCCUCUCAAUAUAACUGAUUGGAGGGUUGCAGGUGGACCACUGCACAUGUUCUCCCUAUUUCUAUAUUAGUAACAUACAGAGGUGAUGACUUUCCUUUACACAUAGGUUCAGAACUAGCUUGCAUUCCAUCCAGCACAUCUAGUCUCCUUAGCAGGUUUCACCAUGUUAUACAUCCUUUUGAAUAUUUGUAACUUCUGGAAGAUUUGGGAACUCCAAGUUUGAAUAGAGUAUAUAGGUAUCAAAGGGCAGAUAUAAUCGUUUGUAUUCAACAGUGAUUGCAUUUAAAUACAAUAAAAUAUGCAACAAGAACUGAAAAUUACUGAUGGGCAAUUUCAUAAGAUAAUCACAUUUUUGUAUGUCAGACCUCCAUUUGUUCUGCAUUCUAAAUUCACUUCACAAACUCCUCAAGCCAUGGUAAUUUUUAGGGCAUUAGAACUUGUCAUGUGAAAUAGAGAACAGAGAUAAAUCAUUUCACAAGGUUCUAUAAUUUGAUCCAGAUAAUCUAUAGAAUUGCCCUGCUCUUCAAAUCCUACUUUACAUGAAAUACCUUUCAUUUUAGACUUGAAGCUUACAGUGGAAUGUGAGAUUGUUUCUAUACAAGAAAUCAAGCAUUGAUGUCCAAUAUUGCUAUUAUCAAAACUGCAUGAAUUUUACAACACACUAUCUGUAAUGCAUCAGACUUAUAAUUCUAUGCACAUCUAUUCACGUUUUGAUUGACUUUGAUUGAAUUUUCGAUGUUUCCGUCCAAACACACUUUCAUUUGUAAUUAUGUGUAAUAUAAACUAUAUCAUAUUUUCUAUAUUGAGGAAUGGAUGGAAAAAAUGUAAAUAAAUUCUAUGAAGAGAGAAAUAA